CUUCAGGAAGUGACCAUGGCUGGCCUGCAUGAGCUACGAUUCACGGAAGAGAAGCCGCUGCUUCGGGGGCAGGAUGCUGAGAUGGAGAAUUCAGAUACUUUCCUGUCUGCAGUGGACACGGACUGGAAGGAGCACGAUAUCGAGACCCCUUACGGGCUGCUGCAUGUGGUCAUUCGGGGCUCUCCAAAGGGGAAUCGCCCGGCUCUCCUAACUUACCAUGAUGUGGGACUCAACCACAAGCUUUGCUUCAACACUUUUUUCAACUUUGAGGAUAUGCAGGAGAUCACGAAGCACUUCGUUGUGUGCCAUGUGGAUGCUCCUGGGCAACAAGUAGGAGCGUCACAGUUUCCGCAGGGGUACCAGUAUCCUUCCAUGGACCAACUAGCUGCCAUGCUGCCUAGUGUGGUCCAGCAUUUUGGAUUCAAGUAUGUGAUUGGAAUUGGAGUGGGAGCUGGUGCCUACGUCCUUGCGAAAUUUGCCCUGAUCUUCCCCGAUCUGGUGGAAGGCCUUGUUUUGAUCAACGUCGACCCAAAUGGCAAAGGCUGGAUUGACUGGGCAGCCACUAAGAUCUCUGGCCUGACCAGCACUUUACCUGACUCUGUGCUGUCUCACCUGUUCAGCCAGGAGGAGCUAGUGAGUAACACGGAGCUGGUGCAAAGCUAUCGGCAGCAGAUCGGGAGCAUGGUGAACCAAUGUAACCUGCAGCUCUUCUGGAACAUGUACAACAGCCGCAGAGACCUGGACAUUAAUCGACCUGGGAGUGUCCCAAAUGCCAAAACACUCCGCUGCCCUGUGAUGCUGGUGGUGGGAGACAAUGCCCCGGCUGAAGAUGGCGUGGUCGAGUGUAACUCCAAGCUGGAUCCAACCAGUACCACUUUCCUGAAGAUGGCUGAUUCUGGUGGUCUCCCCCAGGUCACACAGCCUGGAAAACUGACUGAAGCUUUCAAGUACUUUCUGCAAGGGAUGGGCUACAUUGCAUACCUGAAGGACCGAAGGCUGAGUGGAGGAUCAGUGCCCUCUGCAAGUAUGACACGCCUGGCCCGUUCCCGCACAGCUUCCCUGACCAGUGCCAGCUCGGUAGACGGUAGCCGCCCCCGGGCUUGCACUCAUUCCGAAAGCAGCGAGGCCAUGGGGCAGAUCAACCACACCAUGGAGGUGUCGUGCUGAGUGUCUCCAGCGGCCUCUUCUUCAGGGGAGCCCUCGAGCAUCUGCACAUCGAGUCGCCUCCAGCCAGCUCCAUUCUCUGCAGCUUCUGUGGCUUUGAUUUUCUUUGCUGUCUUGCUUUUCCUUUCACUUUAACGGGAUUCAGAGUGGGAGGUGGGGAGAGUGGGAAGCAGCAGCAGAGCGAGACACACACACCAGCUACCUUCACUUUUAGGUCCAAGUUGAAGUAACCACGUUCCCUUGCCCUGUCCGAGUCACUACCAGUUCCUUUCCUCAUGGAGAUGAAGGAGGCGGGACUUUUCCUCUGUACACACUGAGGCUAGGCAAGCAGCAAGGGCCGGGUGGUGGUGGUGGAUAUGGCUGGCAAACUGGAGUGCACCUCCCAGCCCUCACAGAGCGCCAUUUGGCCUGGGGGUAAAAAGGGACAUUGCUGAUUGUGUCUCUUGUCAUCCUUGGUGAGUUUUAAAUGUACCCUGAAGAAAGAAAAUUGCAACCUGGUUGGUACUCCUCCCCCCAUAACUCCAGCCCUGAUCUUGGAGUGCAGGCUUUGGGCCAAAAUUUCUCGGCAGUCAUGUUUUGGGCAGUCUAGGGCUGGUGUUUUAUAGCACUGACAGAUAACAUGGUGCCUGUGUGUUUUGU
Molecule: messenger RNA, 1803 nt
Organism: Eublepharis macularius
Lineage: Eukaryota; Metazoa; Chordata; Lepidosauria; Squamata; Eublepharidae
Gene: NDRG4
Product: NDRG family member 4
Exons: 16
Coding region: 16-1167 (383 amino acids)
Biological process (GO): signal transduction; positive regulation of ERK1 and ERK2 cascade; brain development
Cellular component (GO): cytoplasm
Source: RefSeq, a predicted model, not a curated record